Branchiostoma floridae (Florida lancelet) is the source of this 3116-nucleotide messenger RNA. Its product is annotated as integrin beta-1-like. Gene Ontology annotation, molecular function: integrin binding. Gene Ontology annotation, biological process: integrin-mediated signaling pathway; cell migration; cell adhesion mediated by integrin. NCBI's taxonomy places the organism in Eukaryota, Metazoa, Chordata, Leptocardii, Amphioxiformes, Branchiostomatidae. Gene Ontology annotation, cellular component: integrin complex; focal adhesion; cell surface. The record is from RefSeq and is a predicted model, not a curated record.
UCCGGUCCGUAGGAACAACCGCCUGCGAAAUCUCACUUCCUCAUUUCACCCGGUAACCUCGUCGCGAUCGGACCAGAAAUUUGGGUCAGCUGCGGUGAAUUUUUCCUUCCUAUCGUGUUACCAAGUUUGAACAAACAGAGGAAUAUGGGACCAAGACAGAGAAACUCGUAUGUGCGGCUACCGAGCGCCGUGUUGUGUCUGACAGUGCUGGUGACCCUGUGUUUGGGGACCUUGGCAGAAGGUGAUGACGUAUGUUCGAAGAACAGCCCAGCUUCGUGCGCGGAAUGUCUUAGGCGCGGUCCGCAGUGUGCGUGGUGUGCAGAGGAGUCUUACGUUGAAGGAUCAGCAUCAAGGUGUGACGUCAUCUCAAGAUUACAGGAGAACGGAUGUGCAGCAAGUCAAAUACAAAAUCCUGCCAGCGCCACAGUCAUCUCUCAGGGACGCCCACUCAGCUCCACAGGGAGCCAGACAGGCAGUGACGUCACGCAGGUGUCACCGCAGGAAGUGCGUCUCAGUUUACGGCCAGGUGACAGCGCCCAGGUACAGAUGCAGGUGCGCCAGGUGAAGGACUACCCAGUAGACCUGUACUACCUCAUGGACCUGUCCAAGUCUAUGGACAACGACUUGCAAAACCUCAAGACGCUAGGAGUCAAUCUCAUUAACAAGAUGAGAAACAUCACCAGUAACUUCCGGGUCGGGUUCGGGUCCUUUGUUGACAAGACGGUGGCGCCGUACGUGAACUUGGCUCCUGGGAAACUGAACGAGCCGUGCGGCGGCUGUGCGCCCGUGUUCGGGUUCAGGAACGUGCUGUCCCUGACGGACCAGGCCGAGGAGUUCAGCGUACAGCUGGGGCAGCAGCAGGUGUCCGGCAACCUGGACCAGCCGGAGGGCGGCUUCGACGCGCUCAUGCAGACCGCCGUCUGUAACGAAAAAAUAGGCUGGCGAGAGAAGGCCACCAAGCUGAUCGUGUUCGCCAGUGACGCGCCGUUCCACUCGGCUGGGGACGGGAAGCUGGGCGGCAUCCUGACGCCUAACGACGCCAAGUGCCACCUGGACUCCUCCGGCACCUACACCGAGCUCAACAACCUGGAUUACCCGUCAGUAGGCCAGCUGAUCGCCGUGCUGGAGGAACGGAACAUUCAGCCCAUCUUCGCCGUCACCGGGGAGCAGAUCGACAUCUACAGGGGUCUGGCAAAUAUGUUCUCUGGCGCCAUCGCAGAAACUCUAGCUGAAGACUCUUCCAACGUCGUGUUCUUGGUAGAGGAUGCCUACAAGAAACUCCGUUCCGAGGUAAGGAUGCAGGCCCCCAACGUGCCUGAGGGGAUCGAACUGCAGUUCACGGCUCUCUGCCUGGACAACCAGGUGAUAGAGGGCGCUGCUGAGUGCAAGAAUCUAGCGGUCGGUGACACCGUCGCGUUCAACAUAACGGUCAAGUUAGCCGAGUGUCCGCAAGAUGGCGGUGAAUUGCAGUUCUCGCUGAACCCGGUAGGUUUCGGAGACGAGAUGAAGAUCAAGGUGACAACGAUGUGCUCCUGCGACUGCUCAGUGGACGCGGUCCCGGACAGCGACCAAUGUUCUGCCGGUAACGGUACUCUGGAGUGCGGAGUCUGCGUUUGCAACACGGGCAGGUACGGCCAGACGUGUGAGUGUAAUGCAGACAGUGUAGAAGCCGUGGACGAGACCAAGUGUCGGAUGGACAACGCCACGGCCGUGUGCUCGAGUCGUGGAGACUGCCUGUGCGGACAGUGUACGUGCUCAGCUCGCCAGGACCCGCGGGAGAAGGUCUGGGGCAAGUUCUGCGAGUGCGACAACUUCUCUUGUCUAAGACACGACAGGCUCAUCUGCGGUGGUCGCGGCACGUGUGAUUGCGGGCAGUGCGUGUGCGAGUCGGGCUGGACGGGAGAGGCGUGCGAGUGUUCCGCCCGCACGGACGCCUGCAUCUCCGAGAAUGGGGAGGUCUGCAACGGUCACGGCACCUGCGAAUGUGGCAAGUGCAAAUGUGAGGACAACUUUGCUGGACCAACAUGCGAGGAAUGUCCGACGUGCCCAGGGAAGUGUGAAGGGAACAAAGGCUGUGUGCAGUGCCAGGCCUUCCAGUCCGGAGACGUGACAGACGUGGACUGUCUGCAGUGCCCCUUUAACGUCACCAUGGUGGACAGUGUGGACGUCGUCGUGGACGAUCCUGAGACCCAGCUGUGCCGCUUCCGUGACGACGACGACUGUUUGUUCACCUUCUCGUAUGGCAAGGGUGACGACAACUCACUGGUAGUCAACGUGCAGAGGACCAAAGAAUGCCCUCCGGAAGUCAACAUCCUUCCCAUCAUCCUCGGUAUCGUGGCAGGGAUCGUUCUGAUUGGUCUAGCCAUCCUGAUCAUUUGGCGAGUGCUGCUCUAUCUGUACGACAGGAACGAGUAUCAGAAGUUCGAAAGAGAGCAGCAGAAGACCAAGUUUUCAUCGGCGUUGUGUCAAUCAAAUUGGCGGUUUUGUAAUGUCACAAAUUUGAUAAUCAAUUGUAAAUAUUAAAGACAUUUUGGCUAUAUUGUAUAUAUGUUUUCAUGUUGAUAUUGGUCCGUUUUGAGGCUAACUAACUCUGUAUGCUUGUAAAGCGUUCAACCUUUUUAACAACAUAGUGUAGACGUACGUAUUGUAUGUAUGCUAUUUAUUUUACACAGUAGUAGUAGAGACUAAUUUUAAUCAAGAUAACAUAUAGACUUAUUAGCAAUUCUUUUAGUGUUGAUUUUCAUUAAUCAGUAAUCGUGGAUAAGAUGUUGUUUAGUUAUAGAAGGUAGGGAUGUAGCGUCAGAUAAAACAUUUUUUUUGCGCACAACGUUGAAAACUACAAGUUACAUUUCUACUCAUGUACAUAGUAACGUUUUCUUCACUGCAAGUAUGCUGUGACUUUUAUUUGACACCAUUUUGAUUUUUUUAAUGAUAAUAUCUAGAUAUCACAGUGCUUCCAUGUUAAAACAUACUUUAUUUGUACAUCAAACGCAUCACUAUAGUCUAAGAAACUCAAAAUUGCAACGUGUUAAUCAUUUGGACACAGAAAGAGGAUGUACUGACUGCACUUUAUAUUUGUACGUGCAAUAUGCAGUGAAUUAAAACAUAUGUUGUAA